Paramecium sonneborni is the source of this 435-nucleotide messenger RNA. NCBI's taxonomy places the organism in Eukaryota, Ciliophora, Oligohymenophorea, Peniculida, Parameciidae. The record is from the annotation of a GenBank genome assembly.
AUGACUAACAUAAUUACAAAAUCUUUGGAUUUGAUAAAUGUUUUACAAAAAGUAAUCUAUUAGAAACUAUUAGGAUGUAAAAGUCUAUUUAAAAAUUUUGCAAUUCCAUUUCAAAUAAUAAAUCAAUUUGAUAAUUAGCAAUUAAUUUCUAGUUGUGAAUGUUUAGAUUGUGGUGGCAAAGUGAAGAAAAAAAUUUUAAUUUGCAAAAAAGAAUUACUUGACUCACCUCAAUCUAAUACUAAAACUAGAUUUCCAGCUUCACCUUAAUUAUCUAUUUAACCAUAAAAUAUGAGACCAUCAAAUAGAGAUUUAAGUUUAAUUGGAUCUUCUGCUCAUUUUAGUAUGAUUUUAAUUAAUUUUUAUGUGAAAAGCAUUCUAAAUAGUCCAUUUAAAAAAGUAAUCGUGUAUCCAUUCUACCAGUAAUACAAUUGAUUU